GAAGGCUUGAAACUUUCAGAAGCGCCAUUGCUUUGCCAUUCCUUUGCCCAUGGAGCCUUCUGUGGGUUUUGUGCCGGGACAAAGGGGUCCGGAACGCUUCUUCUAUGACAAGACCACCUACACAGGUGUUCACACCUGUGGUGGGCCAAGCACUGUUUGCAAAGAUAGCUUUCUGGCUUCGUUGCGGAAUGGUCUCCAGAUGUCCUUGUUUGUGAGAAACCCAGGACUGCAGCCGCGGCCUCUCAACUUGCAGUUUGGAGGCAGGAGCAGCGGGCCAGAGCGCUUCUUCUACGACCGGAGCUCAUACACAGGUGUCCAUCUUUGUGGCGGACCGAGUGUCAAUGACAAGGAGAAUGAUCCUGACGGCAACUUUUGCCGAAGCCUGCGACCAAAGAGAUGCCACUCUCAGCCCAACAUGAGGAGCGAGUUCUUGCCAUAAAUUUGGGUCCUUUCUCUAUGAUGCUUCAACCGCUUCAACCUGUCUUCAGCGACGACGGUCGUCCUCACCUAUCACAGGCCUGGUCAAAUCCACAGAUCCCGGCCAGCAGAUUCCAACGUCAGGUCAUUGGGCCAGAUGAGACUGGCCCUUUUGAACUCACGUUUGCAAAGAGAUCGCUUCGGAGAUCAUUUGCCGGAAGAAAUUGUUUGAUUCCUGCUUCAAUCAGUUCACUGAUGAAAGCUUUUGCCCAGCAGCCAAUGCAGAGUGUCUAAGGACAUAUCUUAUUUACAAUGUUAUUGUGCUGCACUCUCUGUUACCAGCUUUGAAAGCUUGCAGCAGCAAGAGGCAAUGCAGCGAGAAGCUGCUUCCCAGCUUGACAGGAUUUGCAACAAAACACAAGGAAUCAUGACUGGAUCAGUAUGUUCAAUGAGGAUUUCUUCAGGCCGUC
Durusdinium trenchii is the source of this 887-nucleotide messenger RNA. NCBI's taxonomy places the organism in Eukaryota, Dinophyceae, Suessiales, Symbiodiniaceae. The record is from the annotation of a GenBank genome assembly.